GUAAAAUAUUUUCCCUCUAUGGUAGCACAUGCACACACUUUUCCCCUUUCUGUCUGUCCACCAUUGUUGCUUCUCCCAUACACUUUCACUCUUCUGGAAACUAUUCAGUUAAAAAAAGGAAUUUCCAUUCAUUCCAUUUGAUUAUUCUAGUUUUUUCUGUUCAAUUCAAAGGAAAAAAUUACUCUGUAUCAGGGAAGGAUCAAUGGGUGGAAUGACGUCAUCAAUGGCGGCGAAGUUCGCCUUCUUUCCGCCGAAUCCGCCGUCGUACAAGGUGGUCAAGGAUGACGUCACGGGGCUGCUUCUGUUGAGCCCGUAUCCGCAUCGGGAGAAUGUGGAAGUGAUGAAGCUGUCGACUAGGAAAGGGACGGAAAUAGUGGCGAUGUAUGUGAGGCACCCCAUGGCCACCUCCACUCUGCUCUAUUCACAUGGAAACGCCGCCGAUCUAGGGCAGAUGUAUGAGCUGUUCAUCGAGCUCAGUAUUCAUUUGCGCGUCAAUCUCCUCGGGUACGACUAUUCUGGAUAUGGGCAGUCAUCUGGAAAGCCCAGUGAGCAAAAUACAUAUGCUGAUAUUGAAGCUGCAUAUAAGUGUCUUGAGGAGAAUUAUGGUACAAAGCAGGAAGAUGUUAUCCUCUAUGGACAGUCUGUUGGAAGUGGACCAACUUUGGAUCUUGCAUCUCGUUUGCCUCGAUUUAGAGCUGUUGUCCUGCAUAGUCCUAUACUGUCUGGCUUAAGAGUCAUGUAUCCUGUAAAACGCUCAUAUUGGUUUGACAUCUACAAGAACAUCGACAAGAUCCCGCUGGUCAAAUGUCCCGUUCUCGUCAUUCAUGGAACUGCCGAUGAAGUUGUGGACUUCUCGCAUGGUAAGCAGCUCUGGGAACUAUGCAAGGAAAAAUAUGAACCCUUGUGGAUCAAAGGAGGAAAUCACUGUGAUUUAGAACUCUAUCCUGAGUAUAUCAGACAUUUGAAGAAGUUUGUGGCAACUGUAGAGAGACCUCCAUCACAGAGGAUGAGUUCUAGGAAAAGCGUGGACCAGUUUGAGCCAUCCAGGAAGAGUACAGAUAUUUUUGAGGCUUCAAGAAAGAGCACUGACCGGAGAGAAAAACCGAGGCACAGCACUGACAAGCCCGAACAUAUAAAAUGUCAGUCGAAUAAUCCUGACAAGUUAGAUAAAUUAAGGAUCUCAUUUGAUCAAAUUGAAAGAUCUCGGAGAAGUGUCGAUUGCAUUGAAAAAUCCCGGAAAAGCAUCGACCUUCAGCUUGAAAGAGGUCGAAAGAGUGUUGACAGGUUGGAAAGAAUAAGGACAGGGUGAAACUUUUUCCAACUCAAUCAUAAAACUCGGGCUUGAAUAUGGUGAUAUUGGACAUAGGAAAGUAAUUGGGAUUGCUAUAUUUAUUGUAUUCGGGGUUUAUAGUCUGCUUGUGGGAAUUCUGUAAUAACUGGUGAAUGAAAUCGGAGAGAAAUGUAAUGUCACGGGGAGAUUCUUAUUUUAA
This is a messenger RNA of Olea europaea var. sylvestris, 1490 nucleotides long. RefSeq names its product protein ABHD17B. Bases 203 to 1309 code for a protein of 368 amino acids. The transcript has 5 exons. The record is from RefSeq and is a predicted model, not a curated record. NCBI's taxonomy places the organism in Eukaryota, Viridiplantae, Streptophyta, Magnoliopsida, Lamiales, Oleaceae.